This is a messenger RNA of Astyanax mexicanus (Mexican tetra), 5826 nucleotides long. Its product is annotated as interferon-induced very large GTPase 1-like. Bases 1 to 5826 code for a protein of 1941 amino acids. The transcript has 5 exons. Gene Ontology annotation, molecular function: GTP binding. The record is from RefSeq and is a predicted model, not a curated record. NCBI's taxonomy places the organism in Eukaryota, Metazoa, Chordata, Actinopteri, Characiformes, Acestrorhamphidae.
AUGGCAGACGUUCACAGCAGAGUGAGGAGCAGUGCUGGCGGCGGUGUUGGCUGCACCCUCAGGCAGAGUGUGGAGCAGUACUGGCGGCGGUGUUGGCUGCACCCUCAGGCAGAGUGUGGAGCAGCGCUGGCGGCGGUGUUAGCUACCCUCAGGCAGAGUGUGGAGCAGCGCUGGCGGUGGUGUUGGCUGCACCCUCAGGCAGAGUGUGGAGCAGUGCUGGCGGCGGUGUUGGCUGCACCCUCAGGCAGAGUGUGGAGCAGCGCUGGCGGCGGUGUUAGCUACCCUCAGGCAGAGUGUGGAGCAGCGCUGGCGGUGGUGUUGGCUGCACCCUCAGGCAGAGUGUGGAGCAGUGCUGGCGGCGGUGUUGGCUGCACCCUCAGGCAGAGUGUGGAGCAGCGCUGGCGGCGGUGGCAGCGGGAACUCAGGAUGGUCCUUUUGGGGAAAGUGGGUGCAGGCAAGAGUGCAUCAGGCAACACUCUGCUUGGCACCUCCUACUUUUCCUCCAUACUUAGUGCCCGCCCAGUCACUCAGCAGUGUGAGGCUCAGAGUGUAAAUGUGGGUGGUAGGUGGCUCACAGUGGUGGACACUCCAGGACUGACUGCACAAAUAGUCACAGACACAGCUAAGAAAAAACUGCUUCAGUGCCUUCAGCUCUCAACUCCGGGCCCCAAUGUUUUCCUGUUUGUGAUCCGCCUGGACCGAUUCACCCAGGAGGAGCAAGGCGCAGUGCAGAGGGCGGUGGAGGUGUUUGGAUUAAGACUGUACAUGUUCACCAUCAUUCUCUUCACUUUAAAAGAUAGGUUAAAAAACAAGCCAGUUGAGGAAUACAUCAGCACCGCUGGAGAGAGUCUUCAGCAGCUGCUGCAGAAGUGUGGCAACAGGUACCAUGCCUUCAACAACAACAAUCCCUGUGAAGACAAUCAAGCGGAACAGCUUUUAGUGAAGGUGGACAGACUAGUAGAAGCCAACUGUGGCAGAUGGUACACCACCAAAGAUUGUGACCUAGACCCAGCAAGACUGAUGCAGCAAAAUGUAUACACUCAUACUGAGGACUCAGGCAGCCACAGUUUGGGAGCUACAGCCGAGGAUGUGGUGGGAAAGGAGGAAGACUUGCAUGUCAAAAUUCAAGACCUCGUCUGUAAAUUGAAUCUACAUGAUUUCUAUCCUCAUGAACUAACAACUGGGCGUGCACUAAAUAUAAGCAGGACUUCAAAUCACAGAGAAGAUCCAUUAUCAGAAAAAGACGUGGUCUCUGUGUAUCUAAAUAAAUUGUUCAGGUUGGAUUAUGGAGCCAGAUAUGUAACAUUUGCAAAGGAUUGUGUCACAGAUGAGAUAGAGAAAAACGUUGAUGAAGAUUUUAAUGAUUUCCUUUAUGAAGACAACAAACACAACAGCUGUGAAAAUAACCAGAUUCACCCAAUGGAUGUGCAGAUGGCAGUUUUCUACUGUGCUGACAGUUUCUUGAGUCAAAACAUGGUGAAAAAGCUCUCCUCCUGCCAGUACGCCCUGCCACUGAUGGUACCCAAUCCUACAUCUGCAGACAUUGAACUACCCCUUUGGACGUUUCAACAGAUCAAAAAGACUUGGAGGUCAGUUGAUGGCUGUGAAAUGGCAUUGCCAGUUUGUCAGCUGAAAACUCCAAUGGUGUUUUUCUGCAGACUGGGUUCUGUAGCAGCUUCUAAAUCUCAGCUGCUGAAUUCUCUGAUCAACCCAAAGCACGACACCUUCUUCCACAGGGACAGUCCGGGCAGCAGCAAGAGUCGGCUUCUCAUUAAUGGGUUGGUGGAGAUUGCUUGGUACUGUCCUGCAGGAAAUGCUGAUGAUCAUUUCAGUGAAUGCAUUGCAUUCUGCAAUCUUCAUGGUGAUGCUGUGGAGCACAGGAAGCAAACUGACUUUCUGACUGAACAAUCCACAGUUAACAUUGUCCUGAUGCAAAACAUGAAGCUUAACGAUGAAGCAAAGGAACUGUUACAGAAGCUUCACAGUUCUUCAAAACCUUUGAUCUGUGUUGUCUGUGAUCUACAAAAAGGUCCACUCAAAAUAGCAAAAGGGUACAAUGUCAAACUUGGACUCAAUGGCAGAAACAAGGCUCAGUUACAUAAGGAAAUGAUAACUGCUGUUGAAAUCUGUUUGCAAAAGUGUAACACUUUCAGUCUUGAAAAAAUCUCAGAAGUGGCCAAAUGCUCUGGGUUCAGAGUCAAUGAGUGCAACGAAACACUUAUCAGUAAACUAAAUCUUAGUGCUUUUUUUCCAAACAAAUUGACAGAUAAUGAUGUACUCAGCAUUAAGAUGGCUUCCUUUCAGAGUGAAGAUCCCCAGACAGAAAAGGACUUAGUGUCUUUGUACCUAUCUAAAUUAUUCACACUUGAUUACAGAUUUAGAUCUAUAACACUUAUAAAACUCAACACUACAAUUCAAGAAUGUGUUACAGAUGAGUCGGAAGACUUCUUUGAUUUUUUUUCAGAUUUCCAAUGUGAAGAGUAUGAAGAUACCUACAUUCACCCAAUGGAUAUACAGAUGGCAGUCUUCUACUGUGCAGACCGUUUUCUGAGGCAAAACAUGAUGACCAAACUCUCUUUCUGCCAGUACGCUCUGCCAAUUCUGGUACCCAGCCCUCUGUAUCCAGACAUUGAAUUCUCUCUUUGGACAUUUCGGCAGAUUAAGAAGACCUGGAAGUCUGUUGGUGAUUCCAGCAGAUCAUUACCAGUCUGUCAGGUUAAAGCUCCAAUGGUGUUUUUCUGCAGGCUGGGUUCUGUAUCAACUUCCAAAUCUCAGCUGCUGAAUUCUCUGAUCAACCAAAGACAUGACACCUUCUUCCACAGGGACAGUCAAGGCAGCAGCAAGAGUCGCAUCUUCAUGGAUGGGAUAGUGGAGAUUGCCUGGUACUGUCCUGCAGGAAACACAGAUGAUCAUUUCAGAGAGUGCACUGCUUUCUGCAAUCUUCAUGGUGAUGCUGUGGAGCACAGGAAGCAAACUGACUUUUUAACUGAACAAGCCACAGUUACCAUUGUACUGGUGCAAAAUAUGAAGCUUAAUGAUGAAGCAAAGGAGUUUUUAAAGAAGCUCUACAGUGAUUCUUCAAAGCAUUUGAUCUGUCUCAUCAAUGAUCUACAGAAAUCUCCACUUACAGUUUCAAGUGGUAAUAACAUCAAAAUUGGCCUUAAGGACAGAAACCAGGCAGAAUUACAUAAGGAACUGAUAGAAGCUGUCAGAAUGUGUUUACAGAAAUGUAAAUCAUCUCCCACUUUUAAUCUUGAGAAAAGCUCAGAACUGGCUAAACACUGUGGUUUCAGAGUUGAUGAAGACAGUGAAGACUGCCAGGAGGGAAAGAAUGCAGCUCUGAAGGUCAUGAAGCUGCUAAAAGGAGAAGACAUCUCACAAAUCAAAGCCAAGUUCCUGCCCUGUCAUGGGAAACUGUGGCAUGAGUGGAGCUGGAAGAACAAACUACUCUAUCAGUUGUAUGGUGAAGUUGAGCAGAUCAGGAUCCAGAUCCAGCUGGAAAUGCACUCAAUACGGGAUCAGCAACGAAAACAAACACUUGAUUUGAUUAAGGCUGUUCAUGUAAAUGUAAACUCAAUGAGCAUUACAGAGAAAGCGUACUUUGUGAAAUGGCUUGGGGUCUACCUAGAUGACUUAUUUUCAGAUCAGCUUUCAGAAGUUACUCAGCAGUAUUACAAGCAGCUGUCAGAAGUGUAUCUUUUGAAACAAAAAGGAAAAAUGACUGAAGAAAAACAGGAGCAGCUUGAAAGAUUAUCAGAGAAGGUUGAUUCAUUGACACUUGGCCUGGAGCACAUAGUGAGAGAAAUGGGUCAGCUAUACGAGGCCUGGUCUGCAAAGCCUGAAGAAAUGGAUGCUGAUGUUUCUGCUCUUCCUGCUCUGGCUGCAGAUCUCCUGAUCUCUGGAAAUCCACUGGAGCUGAUGGAUGGAGAUGCUGCUCAUGUUCCUCUGACCUGGAUAGAGUCUGUUCUAGAUAAGGUCAUUGAGAGACUGGGGGAUCAGAGAGUGUUUGUUCUGUCUGUUCUGGGUCUACAGAGCUCAGGAAAGUCUACCCUGCUGAACACCAUGUUUGGACUGCAGUUUGCAGUGAGUGCUGGCAGGUGCACCAGAGGAGCUUUCAUGCAGCUGAUCAGAGUGAAAGAAGAUGCUAAAGAAGAGCUGAAGAUUGACUAUAUUCUUGUAGUCGACACAGAAGGACUACAAUCUUUACAGUUGGUGAGCAAACAGUCAGCACUCGCUCAUGACAAUGAACUGGCCACGUUUGUCACUGGUCUUGCAGAUUUGACCCUGAUAAACAUCUUUGGAGAAAAUCCAGCAGAAAUGCAGAACAUCAUUCAGAUAGUAGUUCAGGCUUUUCUAAGAAUGAAGAAAGUAAGACUGACACCCAGCUGCAUGUUUGUUCAUCAAAAUGCUACAGAUAUUAGUGCUGGAGAGAAGAACAUGGAGGGAAGAAGGCGACUGCAGGAAAAACUGGAUCAAAUGACUUGUUUGGCUGCAGCUGAAGAAGUGGUCAGUGCUGAGAGUUUUACCGAUGUGAUCAAAUUUGACAUACAGACAGAUGUGCAUUACUUUUCCCAGCUGUGGGAAGGCAAUCCCCCAAUGGCUCCCCCCAACCCACUAUACAGUGAAAAUGUUCAGAAGCUCAAACAGGCCAUUCUCAGAUCUGCAGCACAGAAGACUUUCAGUCUAAGAAUUUCAGAGUUCAAAGUUCACAUUAAAGACUUGUGGACUGCAGUGCUGAAUGAAGACUUUGUUUUCAGCUUCAAAAACACCCUUGAAAUAUCAGCAUACAGGAAACUGGAGGUCAUGUAUGGAAAAUGGACGUGGAAGCUCAGAGAAAAAAUGCUCCUCAUUCAGAACAGACUCCAAAACCAGAUUGAAAAUGGAAAGUUGGUACCUGUUGAUCAAAAACAGAUUCACGAAGAAAUGAGUGAUACUUUCUGCAGUGUAAAGAAAGAAAUGGAAACAUUCUUUACUGAAGAUAGAGAUGCUGAGAUCCUUUCUCAGUGGAAAGUGAGAACAGGACACAAAAUUGCAGACGUACAUGAUAGCCUUUGUAAAGCAACUGAAGUAAAAAUGAAUGAACUUUGUGAACUCAAGAAAACGUGUAAGAUGUUAGAUGACAGAAAAAGACAGUAUGAGAACGAGAUGUUCAAUAUGAGUAAAGUUCUGGCUUCUAGGUUGAAACACAAGGCUGCUGAUGAACAGGAGCUAAGACGAGACUUUGACACAAUGUGGGAGAAAUGGCUGUCAAAUCUGAAGAAAGAGGUUCCUCCAAUUAAAGAUGUUGACAUAGAGCAGGAAGUGAUGAAUAUACUGAGUUCAUUUUUUGAGAGAGGUGCAAUUUAUUCCAGCAAGCAGAGUGGUGAUUACAAGAAGAUUUAUGACAAGGUAACAUAUUCUGAGUAUGUAACAGUGAAGAAAAAGAUGAUUUUUUUGUCACAUAGUUUAAACAGUGAAGAUCACGAUUCAAUCCGGGAGCUGGUGCAGCAAACAGUGAGAAAAGCUGAGGAGAUCAUUAGAAACAAACCAGUGGCCAAAACGGGCUACAGUGACACUUAUACACAGGAGAUUCUGAACUGUGUUAUGGAGAAAGUCAAGGGGUUUGGAUCUAAGAAAUUCAGAUUAAGGAAUGAAUUCUCGGUGGAUCUCUCUCUGUAUAUCUGUGAUACUGCUGUAAAAAAGUUCACUGAGCUGCACAGGGUCUUCAGAGAAGCUAAUGACCCUCUGAUUUACCUGGAAAUGAUGAAAGAAGAUUUUUUCUCUGUGUUCAAGAUGCAGUUUCAAGGAGCAUCAGCCACCACUGUUUCGGAAGAGUUUCUCUUUUAA